Messenger RNA from Ipomoea nil (Japanese morning glory), 1393 nucleotides. RefSeq lists its product as uncharacterized. The transcript is spliced from 5 exons. Bases 133 to 1218 code for a protein of 361 amino acids. The record is from RefSeq and is a predicted model, not a curated record. NCBI's taxonomy places the organism in Eukaryota, Viridiplantae, Streptophyta, Magnoliopsida, Solanales, Convolvulaceae.
ACUGGUGAUGGGGCGUGGAGAGAAUCCAAAGAGGCCGUGGGAGAGAGCUUCGCCGGAGCCGGAGGCGUCGAAAGCCACACAGAGAAAGCGAAGCCGCCGUUUCUUCCAUGCUGGAUAAGUAAGCUCCAUUUCAUGGCUUCUGCUGCAUCUCAGGCUAUUCUGUUAUCUCGGUUCGCCGAGCUGUCACUGAGUUCUUAUCACCGAACGCAACCUCCCAAACUGCCGCCCUUCUCGCACCACCUCCUUAUCCGGCCGUUGCUUCCCUCCAUUUCCACCUACCGGCGGCGAGUUUCCUCGUUUUCCAGCAUCAGCUGCCUCAUCUCCGGCGUUGACGGUGGCGGAGUCUCCGAUGACUUCGUCUCCACCAGGAAGUCCGGAUUCAGCCGCGAAUUUGCUGUCAUCGCCAGUAUGCUGAAGAGAAUUGAACCGUUGGACACUUCGGUUAUCUCUAAGGGCGUUUCGGAUCCCGCCAAGGACUCUAUGAAGCAGACUAUUUCUACGAUGCUAGGUUUGCUGCCGUCCGAUCAGUUCUCCGUUACGAUUAAGGUUUCGAAGCAUCCUCUCCAUCGCCUAAUCGUUUCCUCCAUAGUUACAGGGUAUACUUUGUGGAAUGCCGAGUACAGAGUAGCGCUGAGGAGGAAUUUUGACAUUUCGGCGGAUUAUUCAAAAUGCUUAAAGGUUGCAGGUGAAAGCCACAACUUGUCUGCAAAGACUGAGAAUGUUGGCAUUAGGGAAAUUCAAAGCAGUGCUAAUGGGUGCCAUGAAGUUUCACAGACUAAUACUUCUCAGAAUCUUUGGGGUUUGUCUCCUGAAGCUUUGAGCUACAUUCAUCAAUUAGAAAUGGAGCUGUCUGAAGUCAAGCAGGAAUUGCAUGCACAGAAACAGGAAAGUGUGCAAAUGGAGUACAGAAAAAGGAGUAACAAUGAUUUGCUGGAGUACCUACGUUCCUUGGAACCUGAUAUGGUAAUCGAAUUAUCUAAACCGUCAUCAUUUGAAGUGGAGGAAGUUAUUCACCAACUUGCUCAAAACAUAUUGCAAGGAUUUUUCAAAGAAGAGAUAGACUGUGAGUCUAAACAGAACGAUACUGAAUAUUGUCAGACAGUUGGCACUUCACGGGAUUACUUGGCAAAGCUACUUUUCUGGUGUAUGUUACUUGGGCAUCAUUUAAGGGGAUUGGAGAACAGAUUGCAUCUAAGUUGUGUUGUUGGCUUGCUAUAAGAUGCAGAAGUACAAAGAAGGAUGUAUACCUUCUUCUUCUCUCCUUUUUUACCAAUUUUUUUAAUGUCUGUUUAUACAAAAGGAAAGUAGGUAUAUUAAAUAUACCUAUAUUUACAUCUGUAUUUAGUUCUCUUCCAAUAAUAUUUAUAAUGGGGGAUUCUUUGAAAGUGGCAAA